This is a messenger RNA of Caenorhabditis remanei, 747 nucleotides long. RefSeq lists its product as uncharacterized. Bases 1 to 747 code for a protein of 248 amino acids. The record is from RefSeq and is a predicted model, not a curated record. Gene Ontology annotation, cellular component: extracellular region. Gene Ontology annotation, molecular function: chitin binding. Lineage: Eukaryota; Metazoa; Nematoda; Chromadorea; Rhabditida; Rhabditidae. The transcript has 4 exons.
AUGUCCAAUGAGAAAUCAUCAUCAACAAUGCUUCUCUUCUAUCUUUUCCUCUUCGCCGUCGGAGUAGCUUCAGCUGCAAAAUCGAAGAACGUGGUCUGCUUCGAAGGAGAACGGAAACCGCAUGAGUUUCACUCGAGAAAGUAUUUCAAAUGUGUGAAUAAUCGAUGGGUUCAGGAGGAAUGCCUAUUCGAGUACUUUUUUGAUCAAAUGAGUGGAUUCUGUGUGCUCAUCAACUCUCCCACCAUGGCGCCAACUCCUCCAACCAAUUCCAAGGGCAGAAUCUGUGUCCCUGGAUCCCGUCAUCCGAUUCGCUUUGAGCCCACAAAAUAUAAGGAAUGCACGUGGAAUGGCGAAGGAUUCAACAUCAGAUUCUGUCAGGAAGGAGCAGUUUUCGUUCAAUCACAGAACAUGUGUAUGAAUGUUCAAACAUAUCCAACGACACGUUGGACAACUCGUCCCCCACCGACGACCACUGAAUACUAUGGAUCAUGUACUGAGUCGGGAGGAAGAGCUGGAUACAAACCAGAUGUUUAUAACUGCAAGAACUUUUAUCAGUGUGCUUCAGGAGUGUGGACCCAAAGAAGCUGUGGACAAGGGACCGUCUGGAAUCAAUCCAUCUUGACCUGUGACCAUAAUCGUGGCCAAUGUCGACCAUAUACCCGUCCAACGAUUUCCCCGACUUGGCCACCAUAUCCUCAACCAACUCAGACCACAUACCCUUAUCCAGGAAACCAAUUCAAAAAAUAA